Messenger RNA from Puma concolor (puma), 1860 nucleotides. It is a transcript of the gene SRP68, whose product is annotated as signal recognition particle 68. Gene Ontology annotation, biological process: SRP-dependent cotranslational protein targeting to membrane. Gene Ontology annotation, cellular component: signal recognition particle, endoplasmic reticulum targeting. The record is from RefSeq and is a predicted model, not a curated record. Gene Ontology annotation, molecular function: endoplasmic reticulum signal sequence receptor activity; signal recognition particle binding; 7S RNA binding. Lineage: Eukaryota; Metazoa; Chordata; Mammalia; Carnivora; Felidae.
AUGGCUGCUGAGAAACAGGUUCCCGGUGGCGGCAGCGGCGGCGGCGGUAGUGGUGGUAGCGGCGGUGGACGCGGUGCCGGAGGAGACGAAAAUAAGGAAAACGAACGGCCUUCAGCCGGAUCGAAGGCAAACAAAGAAUUCGGGGAUAGCCUGAGUUUGGAGAUUCUUCAGAUUAUCAAGGAAUCCCAGCAGCAGCAUGGUUUACGGCAUGGAGAUUUUCAGAGGUAUAGGGGCUACUGUUCCCGUAGACAAAGACGCCUUCGGAAAACUCUCAACUUCAAGAUGGGGAACAGACACAAAUUCACAGGGAAAAAAGUAACUGAAGAUCUUCUGACUGAUAACAGGUAUUUGCUUCUGGUUCUGAUGGACGCUGAGCGAGCCUGGAGCUAUGCCAUGCAGCUUAAACAGGAAGCCAAUACUGAACCCCGAAAACGGUUCCAUUUGCUCUCUCGCCUGCGCAAAGCCGUGAAGCACGCAGAGGAAUUGGAACGCUUGUGUGAGAGCAAUCGCGUGGAUGCCAAGACCAAGUUAGAGGCUCAGGCUUACACGGCUUACCUCUCAGGAAUGCUGCGUUUUGAACAUCAGGAAUGGAAAGCUGCCAUUGAGGCUUUUAACAAAUGCAAAACUAUCUAUGAGAAGCUAGCCAGUGCUUUCACAGAAGAGCAGGCCGUGCUGUACAACCAACGUGUGGAGGAGAUCUCGCCUAACAUCCGCUACUGUGCAUAUAACAUUGGGGACCAGUCGGCUAUCAAUGAACUCAUGCAGAUGAGAUUGAGGUCUGGGGGCACUGAGGGUCUCCUGGCUGAAAAAUUGGAGGCGUUGAUCACUCAGACUCGAGCCAAACAGGCAGCCACCAUGAGUGAAGUGGAGUGGAGAGGGAGGACGGUUCCGGUGAAGAUCGACAAAGUGAGGAUCUUUUUAUUGGGACUGGCUGAUAACGAAGCAGCCAUUGCUCAGGCUGAAAGUGAAGAAACCAAGGAGCGUCUGUUUGAAUCCAUGCUCAGUGAGUGUCGGGACGCUCUCCAGGCCGUUCGAGAAGAGCUCAAGCCAGAUCAGAAACAGAGAGAUUACACCCUUGAGGGGGAGUCGGGGAAGGUAUCUAAUCUUCAGUACCUGCACAGCUACCUGACUUACAUCAAGCUGUCAACGGCCAUCAAGCGGAACGAGAACAUGGCUAAAGGUCUUCAGAAGGCACUGCUGCAGCAGCAGCCGGAAGACGACAGCAAGCGCUCCCCGCGGCCCCAGGAUCUGAUCCGCCUCUAUGACAUCAUCCUGCAGAAUCUGGUGGAAUUGCUUCAGCUUCCUGGCUUAGAGGAGGACAGAGCCUUCCAGAAGGAGAUAGGCCUGAGGACGCUGGUGUUCAAGGCUUACAGGUGUUUUUUCAUCGCUCAGUCCUAUGUGUUGGUGAAGAAGUGGAGCGAAGCCCUUGUCCUGUAUGACAGAGUCCUGAAAUACGCAAAUGAAGUAAAUUCUGACGCCGGAGCCUUCAAGAACAGCCUAAAGGACCUGCCUGACGUUCAAGAGCUCAUCACACAAGUGAGGUCAGAGAAGUGUUCUCUGCAGGCGGCAGCGAUCCUGGAUGCAAGUGACUCCCACCAAACGGAGACUUCCUCCCAAGUAAAGGAUAACAAGCCUCUGGUCGAACGGUUUGAGACUUUCUGCUUGGACCCUUCCCUUGUGACCAAGCAAGCCAACCUCGUGCACUUCCCGCCAGGAUUCCAACCCAUCCCUUGCAAGCCUUUGUUCUUUGACCUGGCCCUCAACCAUGUGGCUUUCCCACCCCUCGAGGACAAGUUGGAGCAGAAGACCAAGAGUGGCCUCACUGGAUACAUCAAGGGCAUCUUUGGAUUCAGGAGCUAA